AUUAAAAGGGACUUGGCUGAGGCAGUGUGAGAGGUUUGGGCACAGUGUGCACCUCCAUCCCUCCUACUCUGCAGGAGUUCCGGCUAGCCAGUAAUUACUCUCCUUGGCUAAUCCCAGCAGAUAGCUGGGAGGAGCAGGUCUGGGAUGCUGCCAUGUGGUGAAUGUUCUGCACAGUAUAUUUUCUUGCACUCCUUUCUUUCUGCACACGGAUAAGUGGCUGCUAUUACAUUCAUGCUCAUUUUCCAAUUCUGGACUUUUUUCUCUCGAAAGGAGCACUAAAGCAGGACCCCUGCUCUGCUAUUAUCCCCAGACAAGGACCAGUUAAGUGACAAGUACUGACACAAAAGGCAGAGGAAACUUGGUUCUUGAGCUGACACAUGGAGGUGAUUAUGUUGCUUGCAUUCCACUCGCUGUGAUGCUUCCCCCAUGCAGGGCUGUCUGCCAUUCCUGUAAGGAACCAAUGCACUGCACUGUGCCUCCAACUCUGCCCCAACUCAGCAGCCCACAAAUUCCUUUGGACUUAUGAACAAAGAUGCAAACGCUGCUUCGCUCCUUCUUGGGUCUCUGCUGUGUUGUUGGGGCAUUUGCUCAGACGGUGAUUGAAAAAAUAUCAGAGGACAAUGCGACGCUACCCUGCCAGCACAGGCUCAGUACAGUGGGAAAACAUCUGGACAUUGAGUGGCUGAUAGAUGUUUCAGAUGUUAAGCAAAAAGUGAUACUUAGCUACAGUGGAGGUGAAGUCUAUAAAGAGGAAGGCCGCUACAGCUUUAUUUCAGACUACUUAGCUGGUGAUGCGGCCAUGUUUAUCAGAUCUUUGGUGCCCAGUGAUGCCAGAAAGUACACCUGCAAAGUAAAAAAUGUCGGACAGUUUAUAUGGAGCACAAUCUUCUUAAAGAUAUUAGUGAAGCCAUCGGAGCCCCAUUGUUGGAUAGAAGGAGAACAGGUGGUGGGAAGAAAUGUCACACUUCACUGCAAGUCAUCAGCUGGUUCACUGCCCAUGAAAUACUACUGGAAGCGUAGAAAGAACCAGGAAUACUCAGGAAAUUUACCUACACGGCCGGAAUUUCCUCAUAAACUGUUCUUGCAAAAUGUAAGUACAGAAGACAAUGUCUCGUACCGCUGUAUUGUGUGGAAUACAGCUGGGGAAAGGAUGUGUGAUGUGCACCUGAACGUGAAGGUUCCGACCAAUGUGGCGUUCCUGGCGGUAGUUACUUGUGGCUCUGUAGGUGGGGUGUUAUUUCUGUUUCUUAUCUGCUGGUACUUGUUCCGAAAGAAAGAGCUCAAAAAACGUAAAGAAGAUGAGUUCCUGAACGAAAUUAGGGAGGAUGCAGAAGCACCUAAAGCUCGCCUGAUGAAGCCUGGAUCAUCGUCCUCAGGCUCCAGAAGCUCUCGCUCAGGUUCUUCCUCUACUCGGUCUACAACCAACAGUGCCUCUCGUAGUCAACGAACGCUCUCAACACAGGAAGCUCCUCAUAGGGACUCAAGGCAUCAUUGCCUGGAGCAGAUAUAGGGGAACAGAAGAAUAACUGAGUUAUUUAAGACAUGAGAUCCUAAAAAAAAAAAAAAAAAAGAUUGAAUGUAUGUGUCAUUUGUGCCACCAGGUUAUAGACAUUGGGCCUCCUGCCUGGAUAAGCUUUGCUAAGAGGUCUUGCCCACGUCAGAAUCUUUACCGACCACGUAUUUGAUUUAUUCACCAGUAGAGAAUUUACACCUUUUCGAAUAAUGGACGACAAAAAAAAUUGCAAAGUGAAUUGAAGACACUAUUAAGAUUUCUAAUCAAAAAACAGGUAAAAAAAAAAAAAAUGAUAUUAAGAACCUGAACUCUUAACAAGGGAAUGUGAAUGCGAGUUCUACAGAUUGUAAAGGCUUCAUUUCAUGGACACAUUUAGGGGAAGGAAGAGGUUACAUUACUUAUGAUGAACUAUGUAGCAAUGUGAAUCGUUUUUGUACAGGAAAAACUUCCAAAUACUUUGUGUUGAAGGUACGAAAUAACUUUGGACGAAAUAAUUGUUCUAUGAGGGAGAUAAUUUUUUUUUAUAACAUCUUGUUUUGUUUUGACUGUGUGAAUUUCAGUGUUCUGUGUAGCAGAAAACUCUGUUGAUCUGCCCAUAGAUAUUUCCAGUUUGGUUAAAGGGGAACUCCAGUGGAAAACAAAUGUUUUCAAAUCAACUGAUGCCAGAAAGUUAAACAGAUUUGUAAAUUACUU
Messenger RNA from Hyla sarda, 2206 nucleotides. It is a transcript of the gene CLMP, whose product is annotated as CXADR like membrane protein. The transcript has 7 exons. Gene Ontology annotation, cellular component: membrane; cell surface; cytoplasmic microtubule. The coding region runs from base 533 to 1510 and encodes 325 amino acids. Lineage: Eukaryota; Metazoa; Chordata; Amphibia; Anura; Hylidae. The record is from RefSeq and is a predicted model, not a curated record.